Mytilinidion resinicola is the source of this 1827-nucleotide messenger RNA. RefSeq lists its product as uncharacterized. Gene Ontology annotation, biological process: amine metabolic process. Gene Ontology annotation, molecular function: primary methylamine oxidase activity; quinone binding; copper ion binding. The record is from RefSeq and is a predicted model, not a curated record. The coding region runs from base 1 to 1716 and encodes 571 amino acids. The transcript is spliced from 2 exons. Lineage: Eukaryota; Fungi; Ascomycota; Dothideomycetes; Mytilinidiales; Mytilinidiaceae.
AUGGGCAAAAUUCUCAACGACCCGCAGGUUCUCAAAGCUAUCAAGGGACUGCAUCUCCCGGAUGAUGCUAUUGUUCAAGCCGAUACGUGGAUGUACGGGACGGACCGAGGCUCAGACGUCGACACCCACAAACUCAUGCAGGCUCUGCUCUACGCACGUGCUCCGCAUAACCACCCUGAUAGCAAUCAAUACGCUUUCCCGCUCCCUUUUUCACCAGUAUUUGACCUGUUCCUGGGCAAAGUCAUCCGCAUUGAUGAUCUGGCUACUGGAGGUAAAGAGGACGGACUCGCAUACCAUACCGCCCCCAAGAAGCCUAUGGAGCACUGUGUCCCGCACGAAUAUCACCACGACUUGCACAAAGACUCGCCAAGAUCGGACUUGAAGAUUCUGAGAGUUUUGCAGCCAGAUGGUCCAAGUUUUAAAGUGUUGGAUGGAAAUUGCGUGGAGUGGCAGAAGUGGCGCUUCCGAGUAGGCUUCAAUUUCAGAGAAGGCAUGACUAUUCAUGACGUAAGAUAUGCAGGACGGCCUGUGUUCUACAGGUUGAGUGUCAGUGAGAUGACGGUACCAUAUGGAGGCGACCCCUUCCACCGCAAACAAGCCUUCGAUAUCGGCGACUGCGGCGCAGGAAGCGUUGCCAACAACCUCGCCCUCGGCUGCGACUGUCUAGGUAGCAUCUACUACUUCUCCGGCCACCUCAACGACGAUACCGGCGCCCCUAUCCCAGCACCUAAUGUCAUCUGUAUGCACGAGCAGGAUGCCGGAAUCGGCUGGAAGCACACGAACCACCGCACAGGCAAUGCAGCAAUCACCCGCGCCAGAGUUCUUGUCCUCCAAAGCAUCAUCACCGUCGGAAACUACGAGUAUAUCUUCGCCUGGCACUUCAUGCAAAACGGCAACAUAGAGCUUGAGACACGUGCCACCGGGAUCUUAAGCACUCACCUCAUCGAUGCUGGUAAGACCUCGGAAUGGGGCAACGUCGUCUCCCCUGGGGUUCUAGCACCAAACCACCAGCACCUCUUCUCCCUCCGCAUCGAUCCCAUGCUCGACGGCCCCCUCAACACCGUCACUCAAGAAGAGAGUAUCCCCGUCCCGCAAUCUGAAGACGAGAACCCCCACGGCAAUGCCUGGCGUCUUGUCAAAACCCCCUUCGAAACCUCAGGCUACGCAGACGCCAAUCCCCUCGCCAACCGCGUCUUCAAAGUGGUAAACGAGGGCGUCACAAAUCACAUCUCCGGCAACCCAGUCGGCUACAAACUCAUUCCCCAACCCUGCCAGCUCAUCCUCGCCGGCGCCAACAGCGUCGUCCGCCGCCGUGCGCGCUUCGCAGAGCACCACCUCUGGGUGACAGCCUACCGCGACCACGAACUCUGGGCUGGCGGGAAGUGGACGAACCAGAGCUUAGAUGAGGUGGACGGGGUGCGCGAUUAUGCGUCGAGGGGGGAUAAGGUCAGGAAUGAGGAUGUCGUGGUGUGGACGACGUUUGGCAUGACGCAUAAUCCGAGGGUUGAGGAUUUUCCGGUCAUGCCGUGUGAGGUGAGCACGUUGAGGCUGACGCCGGCGGAUUUCUUUGAGGGGAAUCCGGCGUUGGAUGUACCGAGAAGUGUGCAGGAGGUAAACGGGAGUGUAUUGGUAAGGGACCCGGUUGUGGCUGGGGAGGUGAAGGUUGGGGAUAUUAGUAAGGAAGACUGUUGUGGGGAGGAGAAGGCGAAGUUGUAGUCUGAAUGGUUGGUAACGUGAAAAUGGUGCUCUUCAAUACAUCUGGACUAUCUAACGGUAUUCUUCUGUGAUAACUCGAACGGCUGGCCGGUCUAGCAUUGAGGUUACGUG